UGGGGAGUCAAUUAGAGAGAGAAAAGUAUACAAAAAACACACUGAACACAAAUGGUAGAGGAAAGAUACAAGGUUUUAGUAUAUUUUUGUAUUUUUUAUGAUGCCAGAAACUCUCUCUUACAGUGUACCGGAAGUGUGGCUAUGUAGGCAAUCUUGUCUCUCUUUAGCAUCACCCCGGAACAGGAAGAAAAUGUUAGCUACUGUGGCUAGCCAGCUACACUGAUUUAUUCGCCAGAAAAACAUCCAGGGUUUGAGGAGACAUGGGGGGUGCACAGAGCAUUGAAAUACCUGGAGGAGGAUCCGAAGGUUAUCACGUCCUCAGAGUGCAAGAUAAUUCCCCUGGGCAUCGUGCAGGAUUGGAACCAUUCUUUGACUUUAUUAUUUCCAUCAGUGACACAAGAUUGAACAAAGAUGAUGACACAUUAAAAGACUUGCUGAAGGUGAAUGUGGAAAAACCCAUCAAGAUGCUGGUAUACAGCAACAAGACUCUUGAGCUGAGGGAGGCAACAGUCACACCCAGCAACAUGUGGGGAGGUCAGGGGCUGCUGGGUAUCAGCAUCCGAUUCUGCAGCUUUGAAGGAGCCAAUGAGAAUGUGUGGCAUGUUCUGGAAGUGGAGCCAAAUUCUCCUGCAGCCCUGGCUGGUUUGAGACCACACACUGACUACAUCAUAGGUGGAGACACUGUCAUGAACGAGCCUGAGGAUCUCUUCUCCCUCAUUGAAACGCAUGAAAGGAAAGGGCUUAAGUUGUAUGUGUAUAACACUGACACGGACAACUGUCGGGAUGUGGUCAUCACUCCAAACUCUGAAUGGGGUGGAGAGGGCAGCCUAGGCUGUGGGAUUGGCUAUGGCUACCUGCACAGGAUACCCACACAGACAUUUGAAGAGGGUAAGAAGAUCAGUUUCCCUGGACAUAUUCAAAGUGAACCAGUUUCCCCACUCAAGGAUGGCUUCACAGAGGUUCAGCUCUCUGCUGUCAGUCCUCAACCUGCAGUGCCUUCUGCUCCUACUGGGUUGGAACAAAAUCUCUUUGACCUGUCAGUCAGCUCAGCUCCUCCCACUGUCCCGAGCGCUCUACAAACAGGAGUACCUACUGUGCCAUUGUUGCCUAGCCAAGUCAGCCCCCUGCUAAGCACUGUACCUCCAGUCAUACCUGCUACCAUGUUAGCAGGUCUAAUGUCGUUACCCGGAGGCCUACCUCCCCUUCACAAACUGGCAAAUUUCAAUUUCACUUUACCAGACUUGGGCACUGUGUCGUUACCAGGAGGGAUGCCACCAGCAGGUUUCCCUCCAUUGGCCCCUCUUCCUCUCCUGAACCUAUCCAUGCUCAACUCCCAGCUGCCUUUGGUCCCAGGGGUAACUCUGCCUCCAUCUGAGUUCACACUCCCAGACACCCUCAUCCUGGACGCAACAUCCUUCUCCAGCGACACAUUGACAGAAACACUCCUCCCUACACCAGUAGCUUCCUCUAAACCUAGAGAAGCACCAGUGACCUGACUCCUCCUAGCAAAGAACCAUUUACCAACAAGAUCUACUGUAUUUAAAACUCAACAAGAAAGAAUCUUGAAACACUCCUUGUUGUACUCCAGAACUAUGGCGGCGUCCCCAAUUAUCCACCCUUUUCCAGAAGUGUGUAUAUUUUCACACUUCCUGUUGUGGAUUUACAAGCAUUGGAUUGGUGUAAUCAUUGGCUAGAGAAGUUUCCACCAUUGUUAAAUCCAUGAUGGGGAGUGUACACAAGUGCACACUGGGAAAAGGUUGGAGAAUUUCUGAAGAAAGGGUCUUCAGAAGAACGAUGGGCGGUCAGAAAUAUGAGAAUUAUUGUGUGAGAGAUCCGCUUUAGCCUGUUGUAAUGCAGAAUAAUGUCUUUAUUUUUUGUUGUACUAAAACAAUAUGAAUGAAAGUGUGUAAUUGAAACAUCCCUUUCUUGAUUAAAUGGAUGUAUUUUUCUCA
This is a messenger RNA of Coregonus clupeaformis (lake whitefish), 1952 nucleotides long. Its product is annotated as Golgi reassembly-stacking protein 2. The transcript has 10 exons. Lineage: Eukaryota; Metazoa; Chordata; Actinopteri; Salmoniformes; Salmonidae. Gene Ontology annotation, cellular component: Golgi apparatus. Gene Ontology annotation, molecular function: protein binding. The coding region runs from base 261 to 1496 and encodes 411 amino acids. The record is from RefSeq and is a predicted model, not a curated record. Gene Ontology annotation, biological process: Golgi organization.